Tachysurus vachellii is the source of this 4051-nucleotide messenger RNA. It is a transcript of the gene uso1, whose product is annotated as USO1 vesicle transport factor. NCBI's taxonomy places the organism in Eukaryota, Metazoa, Chordata, Actinopteri, Siluriformes, Bagridae. The transcript is spliced from 27 exons. The record is from RefSeq and is a predicted model, not a curated record. Bases 166 to 3045 code for a protein of 959 amino acids. Gene Ontology annotation, biological process: transcytosis; vesicle fusion with Golgi apparatus; endoplasmic reticulum to Golgi vesicle-mediated transport. Gene Ontology annotation, cellular component: cytoplasm; Golgi stack; endoplasmic reticulum. Gene Ontology annotation, molecular function: protein binding.
UUGAGCCACGUAUCGCCACGUCUUCUCCGUUAGCACUUCCGGGGUCGGUGGGGGGCAGGUUUGAGGGCGAAAACAACACCGCGCUCGUGUUGUCUGUAAAACAGAAGUUUUAACGGGACCGAGGUUUCGAGCUGACGGUGAAAAAGGAGCUCUUAAACGGACAGGAUGAAUUUCUUCAGGGGUGUGAUGGGGGGUCAGAGCGCUGGGUCUCAGCCUUCCGGUGUGGACACUAUCCAGAAGCUUUGUGACCGUGUGGUCUCGUCCACACUGCUGGAGGACCGCAGAGACGCCGUCCGUGCACUCAAGUCCCUCUCUAAGAAGUACCGUAUGGAGGUGGGGACACAUGCGAUGGAGCAUCUGAUCCGUAUUUUACAGUCAGACAGGUCUGACUCUGAGAUCCUGGGUUAUGCCCUGGACACACUGUAUAACAUCAUCUGUAACGAAGAAGAGGAGAAACAAGAUGAUUCGGAAGAUGAUGGACAGAGGGGGCAGGAGGAUGAUGAUGGUGUUCAGUUUGCUGAUAAGUUAAUUCAGGAUCAGGAGAACGUCACACUGCUGCUCUCUCUGCUCGAGGAGUUUGAUUUCCAUGUGCGGUGGCCUGGUGUAAAGCUCCUGACAGCUUUAUUGAAAUGCCAGUGUGCUCAGGUUCAGGGCAUCAUCCUCAUCAGCCCUAUGGGCGUGUCCAGGUUGAUGGAUUUACUUGCUGACUCCAGAGAAGUGAUCCGUAAUGGUGGUCUCCUCCUGCUGCAGCAGCUAACUAAAGGAAACGCUGCCAUCCAGAAGAUUGUGGCAUUUGAGAAUGCUUUUGAGCGACUGCUGGACAUCAUCACUGAGGAGGGGACGAGCGACGGAGGCAUCGUGGUGGAGGACUGUCUGCUCCUGCUGCUGAACCUCCUGAAGAACAACAGCUCCAAUCAGAACUUCUUUAAAGAAGGUUCUUUUAUUCAAAGGAUGAAGCAGUGGUUCCAGCUGGGGGAGGAAAGUGUAGGGGGCUGGUCUGCUCAGAAAGUCACCAACUUAUACCUCAUGCUGCAGUUGGUGCGUGUGAUGGUGUCUCCAGUGAAUUCUCCUGGAGCAACAGCGAGCUGUCAGAAGUCCAUGUUCCAGUGUGGUCUGUUACAGCAGCUCUGUACCAUACUGAUGGCCACCGGUGUUCCUGCUGAUAUCCUCACUGAGACGAUCAACACCGUGUCAGAGGUCAUCCGUGGGUCGCAGGUCAAUCAAGAUUACUUUGCCUCUGUAAACGCGCCGUCCAACCCACCACGGCCUGCUAUUGUAGUGUUGUUGAUGUCGAUGGUGAAUGACCGUCAGCCCUUCGUCCUGCGCUGUGCUGUGCUUUACUGCUUCCAGUGUUUCCUCUACAAGAACCAUAAAGGACAGGCGGAGAUCGUUUCUACUCUGCUGCCAUCAACUAUAGAUGCUCAGUCAAUCUCAGCCGGUCAGCUGCUGUGUGGAGGUCUGUUCUCAGCAGACUCGCUCUCUAACUGGUGUGCGUCUGUAGCGUUAGCACACGCUCUACAUGAUAACCCCAACCAGAAGGAGCAGCUGCUGAGAGUUCAGUUGGCCACCAGUCUGGGCAAACCACCGAUCUCUCUACUGCAGCAGUGCACCAACAUCCUGUCCCAGGGUGAUAAAAUCAGCCGGAAGGCUGAAUCUGAACAGGUAAAGAUCAAGGGCAGUAAAGUGCAGACGAGAGUGGGUCUCCUGAUGCUGCUGUGCACUUGGAUCAGUAACUGCCCCAUCACUGUCACACACUUCCUCCACAACCAGGAAAACGUCCCCUUUUUGACGGCUCAGAUCUCAGAGAAUCUGGGUGAAGAUGAGAGGCUGGUCCAGGGUCUGUGUGCUCUUCUGCUGGGAAUCUGCAUCUACUACAAUGACAACUCGCUGGAGAACUACACCAAAGAGAAGCUGAAGCAGCUGAUAGAGAAGAGAAUUGGGAAAGAGAACUUUGUGGAAAAGCUCGGCUUCAUCACCAAACAUGAACUGUACUCUCGUGCCGCUCAGAAACCUCAGCCCACCUUCUCCACCCCAGAGCACAUGCUGUUCGACCACGAGUUCACCAAACUGGUCAAGGAGCUCGAGGGUGUAAUAACAAAGGCUGUGCACAAGUCCAGUGAGGAAGAGAAGAAGGAGGAAGAGGUGAAGAAAACACUGGAGCAGCAUGACAGCAUUGUCACUCAGUACAAAGAGCUGAUCAGAGAACAGGAUGCUCAGAUAACAGAGCUGAAGGAGCAGGUAUCUGCACUGAUGGGUCAGAAGGAGCAGAUGGAGAGCACCAUCACGCAACAACUGUCUCAGAUCCAGCAACACAAAGACCAGUACAACAUUCUCAAACUCAAACUGGGUAAAGAUGGAGCCGUGUCUCAGCCUGAUGUUCAGGUGAACGGUGUUCAGUUGGAGGAGCUCACUGCACUCAGAAUGGAGCUGGAGGAGCUACGCACACAACAGACACUGCUGCAGACACAACUCACCGAGAAGGACACACUCAUCUCCAGUCUAAAAGCAGAAGCAGCUCAGUCUGCAGAAAGACCAGCACCUACAUCAGAAAACGCAGAACUACUGAAGGAAGUAGAGGCUCUACGAGUGCAGGUUCAGGGUCAGCAGGAUGAGAUCUCACAACUGCAGUGUGAAAGACACGAGCUACAACAGAGAACCCAAACUGGGUCGGGUUCCCUAAGUGAAGGAGAAUCGGCGAAACUCAGGGAUCUGGAGCAGAGACUGUCACUACAAACCACAGAAACACAUCGACUGCAGGAGGAGGUCCGGACUCACUCAGAGAGCAGGACACAGUUGGAGAAGGAGUUAGCGGCGGCUAACAGCACGGUGGUCAUACUUCAGACAGAGAAGACUAAACUGCAACAAGAUGUGAGCGAGUCAAAGAAGGAGCAGGACGACCUGCUGAUGCUCCUCGCUGAUCAGGACCAGAAAAUCUUCACUCUCAAACAGAGACUUAAAAACCUCGGAGAGACGAUUGAGGACGAGGAUGAUCUGGACGCAAGGGACCAGUCUGAUGAUGAUGAAGAAGAGGAGGAAGAUGAUUAAUAGUGUCGUCGUGACCCGUUUAAUCCUGACACUAAUGAGACAAACGAGAGACAAACGGUCCUGUUUUCUUGCUGCAAAAUCAUCUGUUUGUUUGUUUUUUAAAUUUUUUAUUGGUUUAUUUCCUGUUAGCUGAUGAUGCCACCUUACCACGUUUGCUCAUUUGUAAUCAGAACAUUGUUUAGUGGAGCAGUUCCAUUAAAAUGCUAAUGUGGCUAAGCAGUGACUGGACUCUAGUAGCUACCAAUUAGCAUGAUACCUGCUGAGGAUUUUCUUCUGUUUUCUUUUUAUUUCAUUUUGUAUUUCAUUCAGUUGAACAUUGUUUAACAAAAUAGUUCCACCAAGCUGAUAAUGUAACAUUAGCCACUUAUCAGAAAAUGCUGCUACCAAGGAGUGUAAGCUAAUAGCUGCCAGCUAGCAUGUGAUCGCUUUUUUCCAGCUAGCAUGUGAUCGCUCUUUUUCAGCUAGCAUGUGAUCGCUCUUUGUUUUCCAUUCAUUAGCAACAUUAGCAUUUUCACCUGUUUUAAAAUGUAUUAAAUAUAAAUGCAGAUAAAUGACUUCAGACGAGUUUCUGGUGAUCUGCAGCAAUGUUUUAAUUGAGUUGACAAAAGUUAUAUUAUUAGCAGGAAUUUAGCAGCUCUUCAUUAGCAUAAAGUCAUUUGACUAUCAGCUUUAAUUCUUUGCUAGCAACAUUACCGUUUGGAUGGAAAUAUUAAAAUAUAAAGAUGUAAAUAAAUGACUACAGAAGAAUGUCCAUACAGUUCAAUCAUGUGAGUGUUGCUGAGUGUGAAGACUGGAGUGUCAGGUGUGAUGUCAUCACGACUUUACUGAACUGUGGUGUUAAACGAUGCUUCAACUCCAUUAUAUUUGUCAAGAGAAGAAACUAUUUAAUCUUUAAUAAAAAUAUAGAAAAUAUGAACUGUGAAAAAAAUGACAAUAACAGAAGUUAUGUUUUAAAAUGCUGAUGUUGCUAACAAUAAAUAGAAGCUCCUCGCUGCUGAUCAGCUCA